AUGCAACCUGUUACCGGAUCUUUUUAUCUCAUAGCAUUUUCAGUAAUUCUUAGUUUAAAAUCUCCUUUUUCCGCCGCAGUAGAGCCGCACAAAGAUAACUUUCACAAGCACGAGCAUUUCGGUGCAAAUCAGGAACACGAUGUUCGCUACGAUCACGAAGCCUUCCUCGGACCCGAGGCGGAGGAAUUUGAUCAUUUAACUCCAGAAGAAUCCAAGAAAAGGUUACGAGUUAUUGUUGUAAAAAUGAUUGACACUAACAAGGAUGGUCUGGUUUCGGAAGAUGAACUUCGGGUGUGGAUAGAGAAACAGAGAAAGGCAUUUAUGUACGAAGACGUCGACAAAAGAAUCGCUAAAGAGGACAAAGAUGGAGACGGUGAGAUUUCUUGGGAAGAAUACAGAAAGUCGGAAUACGGAGAAUGGGAUAAUUAUGAUCUUCCGAAGGACCACGUAAGUAUUUUAUUACAGUUGUCACAUUGUAAGAAAACUAAUAUUUUCAAUUCCAUUUUUUUUCAUUUGUAACAUGUUACAUCGUCGACAUCACAACAGGUUAAAACAAAUAUUAUACAUAUCGAUUUCUAUCACUGCUUCUCCGGCAAAUAAAUCACCAAAUGUAUCUCUUCUGGUAAAUUUAAUUCCCCUAAUAGUUUUGCAUGUACAUCCAGUAUUCCACCUUGAUAAGAAAGACAAAGAAACCAAUUUAAAAUUCUGUCCGAAAAAAUUUUCAAAGAGCACAGAGUGCAAAAAAAAAAAAAAAAAAAAAAAAAAAAUGGAAAAGCAGCUAACCAUUUGUUGCGGUUAUAUUCAAGGGAAAGUUUUUUUGAGCAAAUGAUGCAAGAAAUACUCUUUGACCUGUGUGUGAAAGAAAUGAAUUGAUCAUGAUAUGAAAGUGGUCAACUGCAGUUACCAAAACAACUUCACAAAGUAAAGUUCGAAAAAGGAAGAAUUUGACUUUCGACGGUGAUUAAACCCGAGCCUGUUGAAUUUCAUUCCUAAUCAUGGCUUAUUUAACUCUUUACUCACAUUACUUUUACUUUUACUUCAAUCAACAGAAUUUACGCCGUCAAAUACGAAAAAAAGAGUACAAAUUCAGCAUCGCAGACGCAGACAAAAAUGGCAAAAUGAACAGAGACGAGUACGUGGAUUUUGAGCAUCCGGAAGAGAACAUAAACAUGCAAGAAAUUGCUUUGGAUGAAGUCAUCGAGGAUGUGGAUCAAAAUGAUGACGGGUAUGGCAAAAACACGGAGAAUCUUUUCAACAAAGUUAGCUCUUUUUAUGAUUUACAAUUUCAGAAUGUAAGCAGAGAAUGCGGGAGUCUAUUUCCUCCCACACACUCAUACACAUCGCAUACAAAAAAUACACAGUCAUACAAUCAUAAUCGUUACUCAAUCCACUUAAUUUGCCCCGUUUUAAAGUGACCGAUCCGCCACAAAUUCGGACGCGCAGGACAUAUUGACACGAUGUACGCGCGAGACUUCCCUUGCUCGCACGCAACAGAAUGCACGCAUGAAUAUUAUGGGGACCAUUUUUUUUUCCAUUAUUAUUAAUUUAAACCUUCCUCUUACAUAUCACUCCAACCGGCUUGCAGGAGCUUUCACCAGAGCCACUCUCAGCCUGCACUGCUCUAUGUUCCCCAGUCUUAUAUCGUUGGCCCGAAUUAUACUCGACAGCUUACGCCCUUGCAUAUUCCCAAACGAUGGCCCGAUUUUCAAAAGCUUCCAUGGCUUCACUCACACGGCAUCUUCUCUUUUUUUUAUUUUUAGCCUCAUCACCGUCGCUGAAUUUCUAGGCCAGUACCACGAGGAAAAAGAACCUCCAGCAUGGGUAGUGCGACACCGGGCAGAAUUUCACUCAAGGUUCGACAAAAACAAAGACGGUAAAAUGGACCGUGAAGAAGCGAGAGAAUGGGUCUUUCCCGAAAAGAAUGAUUCCCAUGACGAAACACUUCAUCUGAUCGACGGAACAGACGAGAAUGCUGAUGGUUUCCUCUCUGUUGAUGAAAUCUUACUUCACUGGAAUCUGUUUGUUGGAAGUCUAGCCACUGAUCAUGGCAACACUUUGAGAAAAGUCAAACAUACAGAACUCUAGUUCAGUGAAAAAAGUUGAGUUUGGGUGACACUACAACAGAUAAACAAACUUAAUAAAUAUAUGCUAGAAUCGAUUAGUCUCAGUAUUCUGUCAAAGCUAUCUUCGUUUUCUAUCAAACUAGCUUAUCUCUUUUAAUCUACAAAUUAAAAUUCUUGUAAUCAGCGAGGGCCUUAAAGCAUGGGAUCGCUAGUAAUCGCUGUAUAGCUAAGAUACUAUCUUUCUAGACUAAUUUUUUUGUUGUUAAAGGAAGCGAUAACAAGCACAGCCAAAGUGGUUGUAAGAUGUUUGGCUAAUUACAUUAUGUUUUGAUAAUAUUCGAG
Molecule: messenger RNA, 2405 nt
Organism: Pocillopora meandrina
Lineage: Eukaryota; Metazoa; Cnidaria; Anthozoa; Scleractinia; Pocilloporidae
Source: the annotation of a GenBank genome assembly